AACUAUUUGCCCCAUUUGGUUUUUCAAUAAUUCGCAAUUUGAGGUUAGAUCAAGUGAUGUUUUCGUAUCCUAAACCGUAUUUAUUGGCGAUUUCGUGUAUUAGAACACGAAACUAAAUCAAAAAAACGUUCAUUUUGCUGUGUCUCGAGACAUGGCAGAGUCCGAAAUGCGAUCGAAAAAACUCGUCCAUGAGGGUUGUACCAUCUAUAAAGAAAAGCCCUUCGUUUACGUCCUUAGUUCGAAAUUGCGGACGGAAUAUUGCGAUUUUUGCCUCAAAAAGGGGCAGUUUAUGAAAUGCUCAGGUUGCCACUAUGUGUAUUAUUGCGGAAAAGUGUGUCAGAAGGAUGGGUGGAGUGUGCAUAAAUCAGAAUGUAGGGGCUUGAAGCGAGUGGCCCCCAGGAUUUUACCGGAUGCUGCGAGGUUUAUCGCGAGAUUAAUCCACAUUUUGAGGAAAGGGGGCGAUUUGGUCAAGUCGUAUUAUUUGGAGAAUUGUUUCAGGAUGUAUAAGGAUUUAAUGUCGCAUUAUCCGAAUAUAAAAGGGGACCAGCAACGAAUGGAGCAUUUCACGUCACUGUGUGCUGUUUUAUUUGAAUUUUUAGGCGAUGAUAGUCUUCCAAAUUCGGCUGAAUUGAUGGGAAUGUAUGGACGUAUGUGUAUAAACAGCUUUAACAUAAUUGAUCAGGAGCUGCAAUGUAUAGGAACAGGGAUGUAUCUAGGAGCUUCUGUAAUUGAUCAUUCUUGUAGCCCUAAUGCUGUGGCGAUUUUUGAUGGACCAAUUUUAUCCAUUCGAGCUUUACAAACGUUCCAAUAUUUAGACUGGUCUCAGAUAAAAAUUAGUUAUAUCGACAUUUUAAACACAACGAAAGAUCGCCAAAGUGAAUUAGAAGCCGCUUAUUAUUUCUUGUGCAAAUGUCCGAAAUGUCUCGAGCCUGAACCACCUGAAAUAAACGCAGCGGCGUGUCCUAAUGAAAAAUGUGACAAUCACAUCGAUACCGAAAUUAUAACUCCUGGCGAUAAAUGUGCGAAAUGUGACACAGUUGUAAGCGAAACGUUCCUAAAGCGUUUUAAGGAAGUAAUCGAGUUCACCGAUUUGCAUUUACAAAACAUGAAACAAUUAGCUUAUUUUGACGUUUGUGAGAUUUGUUUAAAGAAGCAAGAAGGUGUCUUGCACAAAUUUAACAUAAAACACGUCAAGACUCUGGAUUUGGCCUUUCAAUCUAGUAUUGACUUUCAAAAAUGGGAUUUUGCCAGAAAAUUCGCCCUUGAGCUCGUUGACGCUUUCUAUAAAUACUACGGACAUGUGCAUCCGAUUACUGGGUUAUUGCAUUUGAAGUUGGGCAAAAUCUUGCUGUUUGAGGAAAAUGAUCAGUUGGCGUUGGAACAUCUGACCAAGGCCUAUCAGAUAUUGAAGAUCAUUCAUGGGGUUGGUAGUCAUUUGUUUAAGGAUGAGUUGGUGCCAUUGUUGCAACAAGCACGGGCAGCAAUAGCGAAUUAAAAACUGAUUGAAAAAAACUGUUUUAAUAAGUCGAAAAUAAAUUUAAUAUAAAAUAAUUA
Molecule: messenger RNA, 1554 nt
Organism: Tribolium castaneum (red flour beetle)
Lineage: Eukaryota; Metazoa; Arthropoda; Insecta; Coleoptera; Tenebrionidae
Gene: Smyd3
Product: SET and MYND domain containing, class 3
Exons: 8
Coding region: 152-1495 (447 amino acids)
Cellular component (GO): nucleus
Molecular function (GO): protein binding
Source: RefSeq, a predicted model, not a curated record